AUGAGGAAACCAUGCGAGCGAGAGAGGAAGGGUGAGCGCGUAUGUUCUGAGAGUCAGCAGCGGAGACGCAAAAGUCCACAGGCUCAGAUCAUCAAGAGAGCGCGCGAAGGCAGAGCAGACGGCCAGCUGCUCUGAAGAGUGACACACAGAGAGCAAAGACACUAAGAAGGAGAGAAGAAGGACAGGAGACACACAACCAGCCUUCCUCUGGUAAAAGGAGACAUCACUGAGGGACUGUAGCAUCGUCCCCCGGUCACCCCCCCCCAGCAGCACAGAGGAGCACUGUCUCAUCUUGUGCAUUUCUUUGUGCCUGCCAACUUCAAUUUCACACUCGCCUACUGUUUUUCGUAGGUUUUGCCCCCUUCACUCCCCAGUCAUGAUCCCUUGGGUCCUUCUGCUCCUGUGGAUCUCCGGACAUGGGGCGGAGGCCGUGUUUUCCCAGCAGCCACAGGACCUGGUCGUGGUGGCCGGCCAGCCUGUGACGUUGCCAUGCACUAUACCCGGAUACCAUGGAGUUGUCCUGUGGAUCAAAGACGGCCUGGCCCUGGGAGUGGGCCGAGACCUCUCUGGCUAUCCACGUUACACAGUGAUUGGCGAUCACGGUUCAGGAGAGCAUCAUUUGCGGAUCCAGCGCGUGGAGUUGAUGGACGAUGCUGUGUUCGAGUGCCAGGCCGUCGCGGCUGCCAUGAGGUCCCGUCCAGCCCGGCUCACUGUUCUGGUUCCUCCAGAUGACCCGGUCAUCAGCGGAGGGCCGGUGGUGAGCCUGAGAGCUGGCGACCCUCUCAACCUGACUUGCCAUGCCGACAACGCCAAACCUGCAGCUUCAAUCAUCUGGAUCCGCAACGGAGAGGUCCUUAACGGGGCCAUGUACUCCAAGGUAAGCACAGAGACGUUGCUCCGGGACGGCAGGAGAGAAAGCACGGUGAGCGUGCUGUACCUGUCGCCUUCCAACAUCGAGACGGGCCAGCAGAUCUCCUGCAAGGCCUCCAACAAGGCGGUGCCCAACGGCAAGGAGACCAGUGUCACCAUUGACAUUCAACAUCUCCCACUUGUGAAUCUCUCUGUGGAGCCUCAGCCUGUUCUGGAGGGCAACCUGGUGAAAUUCCACUGCUCUGCGAAGGCCAACCCUCCUGUAACCCUCUACAGGUGGGCCAAAGGCGGAAGUAUAAUUAAGGAGGUCUCUGGAGACACGUAUGAGGUUAUUGUGGAUCACUCCUUCUUCACUGAACCCGUUUCCUGUGAGGUUACCAACGCUCUCGGCAGCACCAACAUCAGCCGCAAUGUCGAUGUAUAUUUUGGCCCUCGAAUGGCUGCAGAGCCUCAGUCCUUGCAGGUUGACCUCGGAUCGGAGGCUGUGUUUAACUGUGCCUGGACAGGAAAUCCUUCUCUCACCAUUGUCUGGAUGAAAAGGGGCUCUGGAGUGGUUCUUAGCAACGAGAACCUCCUGACGCUGAAAUCCGUGCGGCAGGAAGACGCUGGGAAAUAUGUUUGCCGUGCUGUCGUCCCGCGCGUUGGAGCCGGGGAGAAGGAGGUGUCUCUUACUGUCAAUGGGCCACCUACAAUAUCCAGCACCCAGACUCAGCAAGCUCUACAUGGAGAAAAAGGACAAAUCAAAUGCUUCAUUCGAAGUACACCCCCACCAGACCGCAUUGCUUGGUCGUGGAAGGAAACGGUGCUGGAGUCCGGGACCUCUGGCCGCUACACCGUUGAGACGGUCAACACAGAGGAAGGAGUCAUUUCCACGCUGACCAUGAGUAACAUUGUCCCAGCUGACUUCCAGACCAUCUACAACUGCACGGCGUGGAACAGCUUCGGCUCGGACACCGAGAUCAUUCGCCUUAAGGAACAAGAAUCUCUCCCAGUGGCUGUGAUCAUCGGCAUUGCAGUGGGAGCGUUCGUGGCCCUCAUUGUCCUAAUGGGCACCAUCGGCGCGUUCUGCUGCACCCGCUCCCAGAGAAAGGAAGCGCACCUGGUUAUGCCCUCACUGCCCGUCUCCAUCUGUGCUCACCAGAGAGAACUUGCAAGCAAAAUUAAGACAGAAAAUCUGAAAGGAGUCGUGUCGGCAAAAAAUGACAUCCGCGUCGAGAUCGUACACAAAGACCACAAUGCAGCACGAGAGAACGAAGAGCAUGCUUCCAUGAAACAACUGAUGGUGAGUGUUGAACGAGGAGAGUUCCAGCAGGAAUCCGUUCUGAAGCAGCUGGAGGUGUUACAAGAGGAGGAGAAGGAGUAUCAGCACAUUAAGGACCCUACAAACGGCUACUACAGCGUCAACACCUUCAAGGAGCCCCACACGCCAACCAUGACGGGGAACCAGCCCGCCGAAGCCAGGAACCCGACCAACACGGGUACCCUGGGCAAGCAGCGGGUGCCGACGGGCAUGUCCUUCACCAACAUCUACUCCACGCUGGGAGCGGGCCCCAACCGCCUGUACGACUACAGCCAGCGCUUCGUGCUGGGCAUGGGAAGCAGCUCCAUCGAGCUGUGCGAGCGCGAGUUCCAGCGCGGCUCGCUCAGCGACUCCAGCUCUUUCAUCGACACGCAGUGCGACAGCAGCAUCAGCAGCUACAGUAAGCCAGACGGCUACGUGCAGUUUGACAAAGACAGCAAGGCGUCGGCCUCUUCCUCCUCCCACUACUCCCAGUCCUCCUCGCAAAACUCGGACCUCACCCGGCCCCUCCAGAAGCGCAUGCAGACCCAUGUCUGACCCUUUGGGAGGGAGGGCGCGUGAACGGGGCGGAACAAGCAGCCGGGAUUGUAAAACUUUGCAAAGAGUCAAGCCACCAGGAGAUGCCAAAGUAUUUCCUGCGGUAGCCUGAAGAUGCUGAGGCUACUCGACUUAAUGCACCAUGUGACUUGCAUAGACUUCUCAAUGUCCCCCCCCUUAAAAAAAAAAAGAAAAAAAAUGAAUCAAGAAGCCUUAUUUUUCCUUCAUGUUUAAUUCACCGACUAUCUUCUUUUCAACCUAAAAUACAACAGUGCCACAGAGCUUAUUUGCCAACGCAAAUACGAAACAAGUUUGGAAUCUCAACUUUCAAUACUUGGUUUGUUGACAGAUGAGAGGGCAGGAACACGAGGCUUUGUAUGACAAUCAAUCCUCUCCCAUGGCAUGGACCAUAUUUCCUUUUUGAAGAUUGUCAUUCAAAAGAAGCGCGAGAUUGAAGCACUCUGAACAGACGGCCCGAGAACGAGUGCAAGCCAAAGUCCUGCUGCUCUCCCGUAGUUCCAAGCACAACAAUGAAUGUGCAUGUGAUUUUCUUUUUUUUCUUUUUCCUUUUCACUGUUUAAAGCGAUAACUUCUCCCCACUCCCACCUUCUCUUCAAACGGCGAGUGUGAAGCGCGGCUUGUUGAAACUCGUCCCCUGUGUAGGUGGGAGAAAACUUUCUCCAUGUGGCCAGACGUCUCAGACACUGAGGGGGACCUUUUUUUUUUUUUUUUUCUUUUGCUCCCACUCUCCACGGAUGUUUCCCAGCCACAGAGCUGAGCAGAUAAAGAGGGCCUGAGUCAUCUUUUUACUGAGGACACCCCGCGAUGAAAUAAUUCCAAUGUACAUAUUGACUGUGAUUACUUUUCUAGCAUCUAAUUCUGGCUCUGGUGAGCCGGAUGACUCUGGAGUCACGCGCCGAUGACUCUAAAUGAGACACGAGCACCUCUUCAUCUUCAUAUGUACGAGAAGUACUUUGUCUUGAGGGUCUUUUUGAACUGGGUCAAUGUAAUCUUUGACUAAAGGAGAGUUAGACGAACACCAUCAGCUCCUCUGUUGAUGGGGAGCUCCAUCCAGCGUGGUCUUAACCAGGCCCAAACCCAGCUCUGCUGCAGGAGCCUCCUCCUGACACACGCCAUCAAACACCCUUGAGACCACCUGCUGAAUGAAAUGUAAACCUUAUAUUUUAGCUUCUUAUCGUGCGGUUGUCCCACCGCCAUAACGAGCAUCACUGUUGACACUGGAGCUGAGUGCUUUCUCCCCACGCACCUACUUGUGAUCGUGCCGGUGGGUCACCAAAGGACAUAAGGAGCUAAUUUAAAAACUGUAUUUUAUUUUGCCGUCUCCUUUUCAGUAUUUGGUUACUGUGAAACUCGUGGGUGGCGAGCUAAUGAGCCAGUGCUUUUCAAGAGCAUUGUUUGGGUUUUGAUUUCCCGCUGCACGUGUCAUUUAUGAAACUGCUUUUAUUAUUUGAUCUCCGACACUGUAUUUGUUUGAAUCGAGAGGUUAGAGAGAUAAAAUUGAUUUAACUCCAAGCCACAAAAGCUUUUCUUCAAUACUAUACAGGAAAAGUGCAAGUAAGCCUGUUGAUAAACGUGGGGAUUCCAUUGCGGCUUUAAAGCUAAACGGAACUCUUUCUUUUUGUUUCUGUGCUCCUUGGCGUCACACCACUGGAUGCGAGCAUAUAUUAUCGUCGCCUAACGCUGUGUUGAAGCAGCGUUGGCAUGAAAGUGGCAGGCGUCUCCACGCACAGGUAGUUGCAGCUACUGUACAUUGUUCACGACAUCUUUCUUGAUGCAAACGUUCUCCUGGCCACGCGUAACAGAAUCCGGCGGUUUGGGAAUCCAUCCGUUCUUUAAAAGAUAAACGGCUGGUUUGAAGACAUGACUGGAAAACAGCAGUGGUUAUUUGAUUCUGAAUUUGAUUUCUUUUUUCUUUUUUUUUUUUGUUUAGUUUAAUGAAAAUAUAACCUAAAAUAUAAAUAAUCAACCUUUCAAAUAUCUCCUUUAAUCAGGUACUUUGAUUUCAGUAGCAGUCAGCUGAACUCUGAAAUCUGCCUCCCAACCCAUGAAAUACCGAGCACGGUUUCUGAACAAAAUCAAGUUGUUGUUGUAAGCACUUUAAAUAUGAUUAUAUUCAAGGCAUUUGAAAGGGGUUUUCCACUUGAGUAACAGUGGUUUGAACUAAUUUUACAAAUGGAUUGGCGCCCAUUGUACAGCUUAAGACAAAAAGCUCUGUUUCAAUGCUGAUAAUCCAGCUUGGCACUUAGCAGACUGUAUAUAAAUCUCCAAUGCUGUCUUUUUCUGUAUAUAUUUCUUUUUUUCCUGGCUUUUCUUUCUUUCUCGUUCAGAAUUUACUACAGUAUAUUAGAGCUCAACAAACAUGUGGCAUCAAAACUGCACAGACAGACAAUCAUUUUCUUUUUGUUUUCCUUCCAAAAAAUGUCAUCAAUCUUUCAUAUUUCUCUCCACAAAUGACAUGGACGGCUUGCGUGAACAGAGGAGACUCUGCACACCAAGAACACAGGAAGCUAUAGGACGGGCUUAUCGGGGACAGCUUUGAAGCGAGAUGCAGUAAGAGGUUAUUAUACUUUCAGCUCCUCAGAGCGAUGCUCAGCGAUCUAUUGGAUUUGGCACAAUGACGGCUGCCAAGUAUGUCGGUGACAUUUUGUUUUUUAUUUAUUUUCCUCAGAAUUCAUGAGUGCACUUUUUUUCCCCACUUGUUAUCAACAGCCUUCAAUUAUGGGUGUGAUCUAAUUUGCAAGGGAAAUAUAUGGUUUUAAUUUAUAUUUGCAUAAGUGGUGCACUUCUAUUGUUGCAGCUCUAGAAUUUAAAAUCUCACCACAACGCAAACAUACAUCGAGUUGUUGUUUGAAAACAAGACCGUUUUGGCAUCCUGUCCACAAGGUUCUGUAACGACUGCAACUUCUGCGCCGAUCCAAACAUGAUAUAUUUUACAAGUCAAGAGCAUCUGCCACUGUGCGCGGCAAACAGAUACAUAUUUGAUAGAGCAGUCUUCUGGUCUCAUCCACCCCAACAGCUACGAUGAAUAUACUGCGGGAUGAGAGCAUCGUCUCAGUCCUUGGGACUCAAAGCCCACGUGGGGGAAAAGUGUGCUCCGUUCACCUGUACAUGACUUGCUGGCUUGUGCUGGCAGCGCCUGUUUCCUUGGCUGCAAGCGCAGCACAGAUGCCAGGGCAUAACAGAUGAUUAAACACAGAGACCUGGGACAAUUACAAGGGGUUGCUGCCCUUUUCUGAUAAAACAGAGUAACCUUUUCAGAGCAGAGGAUGCAGGGUCGUUUAUUAUUCAGAAAUGCGAAGGACAAGCCUGUGCUACUCUGGCAAUAAGCAUUUUUAAGGUAAGACAGAGGAGGGGAGGUGUGAACUACUCUGUAGAAAUGUGUAAAAGCCUCUCUGCUCACCGACUUGUUGGGUUAUGUUUUAGUGCACAACACAUUUAUGUUGGUCUUAAAGCCACCCUAUGUAGCAAUAUACUUUUGACCACAAGGGUGUAGCAUAGUGCACUAUGUACACUGGGGGUUUGCAAAUGACCACUGUCUAGUGUAAAACUGCAACUGUGCUCCUACUGCAGCACAGUGAACUUAAUACUUCAGCUACUUUAUCCAAGUUACCACCAAACAUUUGACUUAUACAUCGUAAAUUCAAAAAAAAUGAACCCAAUUUUCCUUGUCAUGUUUGUAAUCUAUCCCUGAUUUAAUUACAGUUCAAAGCUGUGCCAUUUAUUGAAGAUGGCCAGCAGUUCUCUUUUUUUUAUCUAAAAUGUGCAUAUCAGCGUCUCAGCACUUGUGCUGUGUCACGACGUGCAUCGAGUGAUAGAAGUGUUCUGGGUUCCACACUAACGUUUCUAACCAUUUUGGCUGCAGCAUCUGGGAACUUGCAGUGUAUUUCGUGAAAACAGAAUUAGUAAUUAAAUUCAGAACAUAGCCAAUACGUCAGCCUUUUGGCAAAAGACACAAGGAAGUGCACGUCUAGUGGGACAAGGUGAUUUGUUGAGCUAUCCCAACUCAUUACCACAGUAUUACGUCUCUACCGCAAACACAGAGGAGCUGCCUGCCCCCGUGUGGUCAAUACUGGUAUUGCUGCAUCUGGUGGCCUCAAUGAAAUGAGGCAAAAAAAUAAAGAAAUGCUGAACAUUACCACUGCCGAGAUAGUGCCUCAGAAGAGCGACAUACAUAUGCCGAAGGUCCCGCUGUGUAUUACAGGUUUUAAUAUCCAGGAUGGAAUACAUUCCAACAGGCGGCACAUAAAACAUCAUACUGAUCAUAUGUCUUUCAUGAAGUGUAUAAAUGCUUUCUCUCUUUAUCUUUCACUUUCUAUCCUUCAAAUCAAUACCUUGUUAGUACUUCAAUAACAUACGAGUGAAGCCGUGGACUAAAUAAUAUUUGGAAAUAAUACUCCGAUUUUUCUUCAGGGCACUUUGGUAAUCGUGGUGUUCGGUUUGCAGCAGCCCGGUUUGCUGUGUACUUUAAGUCACACAAGAAAAUUCAGAGCAUCACAGCAAAGCUUUUGAAAGUCAAAUGAGUACAGUUUCCCUGUGACUGCUUGAAUUUUUCUCUACCACAUGAAAUCGACUUGCAAAUAUGAUAUGGCACAGGUGUGAAAAGUACUUCACUUUGGUGGUCAUUUCAACAAAAUGUAUAAAUAGUAACUAUAAACAUGCAGAAAUUGUAAUAAAAAGACAACGUGUAAAUGCUUUUGGUUAAACCACUAUUUUCAGGCAAUGUGCCUCAGUAUCUCAGAAAAAAAAAGUAAUGAAAAGAAAAACAGUUGUAUUUAAACUGUACUGGUCUGUGAAUCUAUGAUGCUUUUGCUCUGUAUAUUUGGAGAAUAAAACUGUUUGAGUUUGUGUUUAUUUGCACUAAUCUUUGUCAGUGAGAACCACAUGGGUUGAUUUUACAACUGCAUGGAUGGAGCUGGAUCGCACAGGAGUGCUGUUGAACAUUUGCAAACAAUAAAAGAAUAUAUUCAGUGUAAGCUUUGAA
Molecule: messenger RNA, 7709 nt
Organism: Cololabis saira (Pacific saury)
Lineage: Eukaryota; Metazoa; Chordata; Actinopteri; Beloniformes; Belonidae
Gene: kirrel3b
Product: kirre like nephrin family adhesion molecule 3b
Exons: 16
Coding region: 377-2707 (776 amino acids)
Biological process (GO): cell-cell adhesion; synapse assembly
Cellular component (GO): cell-cell junction
Molecular function (GO): cell adhesion molecule binding
Source: RefSeq, a predicted model, not a curated record